Messenger RNA from Linepithema humile (Argentine ant), 3660 nucleotides. It is a transcript of the gene fl(2)d, whose product is annotated as female lethal d. Lineage: Eukaryota; Metazoa; Arthropoda; Insecta; Hymenoptera; Formicidae. The record is from RefSeq and is a predicted model, not a curated record. Gene Ontology annotation, cellular component: nucleus. Gene Ontology annotation, biological process: regulation of alternative mRNA splicing, via spliceosome.
UUGGACAGCUUGACAAAGGAUGAGCUGGCAGUCAAAUGGCAUGAACAGGAUAUUUAUGUGGAGUGUCUAGAAGCUCAGGCGGCAGCUCAGGAAGGUACUGAGAUCACAUGAGUGAGACCAUCUCACUCACCACAUAUCUUAAGCGAAUUUAUGAAUGCCAGAACACAACGGUCUUUUAUAAGACUCUUAUAGGGACACUAAGCAUAGGGUUCAUUAGACCAGUGUUUAGGAUACCGUUGUUAAUUUGUUUAUUAGGAUUAAGUCAAUGAGAGAGCUCUAGUAAAUAAGUAAUUCACUUGUAGGUAUAUAAAAAUAUGAAAUCUUUAUUGCUCUAUGAGGCAGCUUAGUACACAUGCGAUUGAAUUACCUUAUGUAUCUACACAAGUACUAGAGAGAGAUUAGUAUAGAACUGAGAUUACGCGCUUUGCGUACAGUGACAAUUUGAUUAUAUAUUAAUUUCCAAAACUACAUUUGUGAUGUGUAGUGUGGAUAAUUAAUUUAAAAAUUCAUAUUUAACGUGACGUAAAACGAAAAAUGCUCAAGGUAUUUGUGAACACAAGUGGAGUGACAGCCACAUUUAUGGCUUACAAAAGCCGAGAUAUAUUUAGUCAAUUAAAUUUUCAUGUGAGCAGUUACCUAAUCAGCCAUGAAAAGCAUAAUUAUCAAGUAAAAGUGAAAAAGGCUGAUAUAACAAGUGUAAUGUGUGUCAAGAGGCGCCAAUUGGGGUUUCUCUAUAAAAAAAGAAAAAGAAAAAAACGUGUCUGCCGUCAAUAUGUUCAUUGUGGAAGGCACAACUGAAAAUAUCAUUUCAUAAGUGCCUGUGCAGUGCAUCGCGUAUAUCUCUGCAGUGUAAUAAUUUUAUCGCCCAAUUGAGGACAGUGUGUGCGUGCGUGUAAUUCGAAAUGCCGAGUUUCUAGUUAACGAGGAUGAGAUGAAAAGCAGCGUUUACAAUGGCGCUGAAUUUUACGACUCAGAAGAAUAAUAAGAGUGGAUCCGUGCCACCCCCUUUGGCCUGCAAAAUACUGCACCUGGGGUGCGUGAAUUUAAAUUUCGGUGAAGUACGCAACCACAAUCACCGUCACCAACUGGAACACUACCUAUCUCCCACUAUCCAUCUCUCCAAUCUAUGUAUCCUUGCAUAUUAUCUUGUCCCUAAACCCUUUCUGUUGAAUAACGCCAUUUCUAAUCAAUUCCUAGACCAAUCUUCCCUUCCAUUUUCACCACAAAUGCAACUUGUGCAUGCAUUUACCUGCACCAUAAUGUCCGGAUGUCAGAUACGAAUUUCAAAAGUAAAACCUGUGAGUUAAGCCCGGCCAGCGUUUCAGUACAACAUCUGUGCCUGCAACAGUACACGCUUGAUUCUUGUGGAAGAAAAGUAACAUCCACUCUUGGUCUCGGUGGAAGUACAGAGAAUCUCGCAAAUGGCACGUCGCAACGACUUCAAAAUCAAAGUGAACUAGGUUCAUUGAGAGAAUCCGAAAACAAGUACAGACAGCAAUAUGUAGAAGCAUCUCACAGGGAAAAAAUCUUAGUGAGGAGGCUUGCCUCUAAAGAGCAGGAAUUGCAGGAGUAUAUUAAUCAAAUAACUGAAAUGAAAGCCACCCAAGCUCCGUCCGCAGCUGCAUUAAGGUCUGCUCUAUUAGAUCCGGCUGUUAAUAUAUUGAUACAGAAAUUAAGGCAAGAAUUAAUAACAACCAAGGGUAAAUUAGAGGAUACGCAAAAUGAACUAAGCGCAUGGAAGUUUACCCCUGACAGCAAUACAGGGAAAAGAUUAAUGGCAAAAUGUAGAUUGUUGUACCAAGAAAAUGAAGAACUCGGUCGUAUGAUUGCCAGUGGACGUAUCGCUAAGUUGGAAGGCGAACUCGCUCUACAGAAGAGUUUCAGCGAAGAAGUAAAGAAGUCACAAUCAGAAUUAGACGAAUUUCUCCAGGAUUUAGACGAAGAUGUGGAGGGUAUGCAGAGUACCAUCUACUUCUUACAGCAAGAAUUACGUAAGGCUCGAGAAUCUGUCACGCUACUGCAACAGGAGAACGCAUCAUUGAAGGCGAACACAAACGAGAAUAAUUUGUCAAACGGCUUAUCACCCCAUACGCCACCGAUCAAAAAGGAGGAAGCGGAAGAAACUGCUGCACCAGAUACAAAAGUUCCGAAACCGGCGGAGGAAAGUGACAUGUGCAAAGAUGUAAGGACUCCACCGUUGUCGUCGCCUCAGAGUGAGCUUACGAGUGUCGAAAGAACAGAACGUGCAGAAAGAAUACUUAAUCAGGCCGAUCAUAAUGACGAGAGUUCUAGCGAUUCCGCGGCAUUAAUUAUUAAGGUCGAGAACGAGGAGCUUAGUGAUAGAGAGGAGGAGCACGAGGAGAGUCGGAACAAACGAAUAUUGAGGAGUAAAAAUCACAGCAGGAAUAGUGGUAAAUCGAACGGGGAAGAGGUACUCGCGCGAACUACGCGGGGUAGGGAUAGGACAAAGAGAGAGAAAAGUGCAGCCAGUAGUGAUGAUGAAAGGACGCACAAGAAGAAACGAAGGGAAAGUAUUCUUUCUCUCGAUUAUAACGAGGCCGAUGAUGACGCGUUGGUUUUAACUAAUGGCGAGACUCUGCAGAGUGAUCCAGAAUGACCGAUAUUUUAGGUUGGUUUCAAAUGACAUUAACUAUUGAUAUGGUAAAAAUUCGCGAUAUGAUUUUGACACAUUCACUCGUUACUGUGUACAAAAUUUCUCGUCUAAAGCAACGUCGGUCGUUUGCGAGACAGUGUUCGAAGAAUAAUGAAUAAUUAGCCAUAAAGAGACGUAAUUUCAGUACCUGUACUGGUGAUAACUUGAAAUGAUAAAUAUUGAGAUUGGUCUCUAAAGUGACAAACUUGUAAAUACUUUUAUACCAUUAGAUUGGUAUAUAAAGUUCGCGAUUCUUUAUAUAGUCAACGAUCGUUUAUGUCAAGUUACUUGUGAACGACCAAGUUACAAAUUAUAUUGCAAAGAUAUACCAAACGAAUCUGAGUAGGUUUAUUGCCCUACAAUUUAUAAGAGUCGAAUGCUGUAAGGAAGAAAUCGAAUUUUGUUUAUAUUUUGUAAAUUUAUUGUAUUAACAUUCUCUGUGUAAAUCAGUAAGUUUUCGUUAAUCAGUAAAAAAAUCAUCAUCCGAAGAGAGUAUUGUCGAGAAUUAAUCAAAAAUGCCUGUGACCACAACACACAUGCCUGUUAUGUAAAUAGAUAAAUCUUAUUACUUUCAGGUACACAAACAUGCAUCAAUAUUACAUAAUAUUAAUACGUAACAAUUCGCAUGUACAUGCAACGUGAAAUCGUAUUUUAAAACUGUGUAUGUAACAUACGUUUUUAUUUCUCUCUUUUAUCAGACAAUUGGAAAAGAUAUACGAAUAAUUUAAGAUGUCAAAUAGCAUUGUUUUUAGUGAUGUACACAUGGAGAUUGAUCUCUUACAGCCUAAUAUAUUAAAUUUACAUUUUUAAUUUUUUUAAAUUAAAAGAAUUGUACAAAGCGUUUAUAUGAGAUACAUAAUAUUUUAUAUUGCCUUUACAUAUGUAAACUUGUUUUAUAUCGUCGUUUUUUUUAAACUUGCGUUUUUAGUUUUGUUUUCAGUUUAUGUGCUGAAGAAAGACAAGACAUCAGAUGCAGAAAUUUAUAUUAAAACGUAUUCCAAAGUCUA